Penicillium atrosanguineum is the source of this 3774-nucleotide messenger RNA. It is a transcript of the gene swr1, whose product is annotated as putative SNF2 family helicase/ATPase (Swr1). The transcript has a single exon. Bases 1 to 3774 code for a protein of 1257 amino acids. NCBI's taxonomy places the organism in Eukaryota, Fungi, Ascomycota, Eurotiomycetes, Eurotiales, Aspergillaceae. Gene Ontology annotation, molecular function: ATP-dependent chromatin remodeler activity; histone binding; ATP binding. Gene Ontology annotation, cellular component: Swr1 complex. The record is from RefSeq and is a predicted model, not a curated record.
AUGCAAAACGGCAGCCCCAACGGCCCAUCACCCCAAGAUGAACGCGUAACACCGGUGCCUGUUUAUCCACGUUUCGAAGUUUCGAUCUUGCAAAAACCCUCCGAUUCUGGCCCCUACGAGUCGACCCCUUCCGUGCCGAAAGAUGAGCCAACCGAUGAACAGACAGAUGUCCCGAAUGGUGAGGAAGCUACCCACGAUCUAGAUGGCCCGCCGUCAAAGAAGCGGAGGCUUACAGACACUACUCCGUCGCGCCGCGGCACUCCCCGAGCGCCUUCUCCGCCAUGGAAGAAGCAUGGGGUAGAGGGCCCAACCUCAUUCAUGGUCGAGGGCCGGCGCCGGUCUGGGCGACAGAACACGCUCCCUUUGGAAAUACAACCUCAAUCCGACAAGCGACACACACGCGCCGCGCAACAAUCAUACUCGACAAAAACCACCCGCGGCGCGAAACCGCCCAUGCCUUCACCUCUGGCUGUGACGCAGUCGCGUGCCGAGGCCAACGGUAAGCUUGGUGGCAAAGCAGCUGUUAAUGGGUUACCUCGAACCAAUUCCGCCAAGAGUGUCGCCAGCAAACAACAAAAGGUCUCGCAAUCACCCGCGCCCAAAUCAAAACACUUGCGGGCGGCAUCUCGGAGCUCCGGCACGCAUCGCUCUCGUCCCAGUCUGAACGGUACCAUUCCGCGCCAGCUUCGCGAUCGCGCAUCCCUCUCGAAUACCUCCCCUACGGCUGCCGGCGGCUUAGAUGAUACCGAUAUAAAUGUUGAGGAUGCGGAAGGGUCGCAGGUUGUCCCGCGGAUUCGAAUUAAAGUGAAGAAACCAAUCCUUCCAAUUCGACACCCGGGACAUAUAACCAACAAGAAGUAUGAGUCUUUCAGAGAAUGGGUGGAUCGCGAGGAUGCACCGAAUCUGCUUUCAUCGGAGGAGGCACUGGAGGAAGCUCAGCGGCGUCGUGAAGUCUUGAAUGCAGUUGAGCCUGGUGGUCCAUUGAGCGAGGAAGUUUGUUCGGCAUAUAUUACAGACCAGCAGGAGGAACCGCCGCCUCAGUUUUCGCACCAGGAUCACCUGGUCAACCACGCAUUAUACUUCCAAAAGCUCCUGGAGAAGGAGCACAAGCGUCAUCGACAGACGGCUAAGCUAUUUGCGCAAUGGUGCGCCGAUGCCUACCGCAAGCGCCAUAAGAACCCGGAGGACAUUCUUCGCGAGCAACAAGAGGAGGUUCGUGGAAAGCGCAAGCAUUUGGCCAAGGAUCUUCAAAAAAUGUUUGAUCUGGCGCGGGCCGAGAUUGACCGUAUCCGCUUGGCCCGCUGGGAGGAAGAGCGCAAGGUGCAGGACCAACAGGCUCUUGAUCGGGCCAUCAAGAAAUCUACAGCGCUUUUCGAGAAACGCCGAUCCGAAAUUCUGGGCGAGGUUCCCAGCGAUACUCUUGCCACAAGUGACGAUGAAGACGACAUUGACUCUGGGUCGGAAUCUUCAGAAGACGACGAGAGUAACAUGUCUGACUCAGAAGCCGAAUCUGACGACGAAGCCAAUGUCGACGCUGAUGCUUCUUUGACCGCCGAAGAGCUCCGGUUGAAGUACGCCAAUCUACCAGUUGAGGAUAUAGACCAGAUGUCUGUGACUUCAGCAACCACCAAUCCCAAUGCAAGUGAAGCUGUGCCAGAUGAAACAGAUUCACACGCGGUCUCUGGGGAUGCUCAAUUAGACGAUGUUGAUUCCUUGUUGAUGGAUGAUAGCGAUGAAUCUACCGACAUGGAUGAUGAUAUGGGUGACAGUGAUGAAGGGUCGAGCGAGGAGGUGGAAUCGGAGGAGGAUGAAGAAGAAGAGGAAGAAGAAGAAGAAGCAGAAGAAGAUGGCGGGCCUGGCUUGCUCGGCUUCUUUUCGUCCAAGGACACUGCAGCUCCUGAAGAUGAAGAGGAAGAAGAUGACCAUGAAGUUUUCGAAAUCGAAAAGGACCAAGAAAUCGCCCCUGACGCCGAGGAGAAUAGCGUCGAGGAUUCUGACGAGGUCUCUCUUGUUCCUAAUGGGCUUACACCCAACGAUGGAAACUCAACCGAUGGUACUCUUUUGGAAGCCGUCGAAGCCCUUGAAGAAACCCCCACCGCCACCGAAGAUGCAUCUAUUGUCAAUACCCCCAUAGUCGACACCCCCAUGGAGGAUGCGCCUGUCGAGCCUGCUACGGCUGAAGCUACGGAACCGACUGAGGAAUUUGAGCAGUCCGAGGCUGUUGAUGUCGAGCCUGAGCAUGAAAUCAGGACCGGGGAGGUAUCCAGCGAAGCCUCUCCCGGAACGUUCGCCACCAAACCGUCCGAGCCCGAAUCUGUUUCCUCAUAUGAAGCUCCAAUCGAAAAAGCACUGCAGACCAGCCAUUCACCCGCCCCGGGUUUGAACACUCCAAUUCCACAUCUCCUGCGCGGCACCCUACGUGAGUAUCAGCAUUACGGAUUGGAUUGGUUGGCGGGCCUCUACAAUAAUCAUAUCAACGGCAUCCUGGCAGACGAGAUGGGUCUGGGUAAAACCAUUCAAACCAUUGCUUUGCUCGCACAUCUUGCUGUAGAUCAUGGUGUGUGGGGGCCCCAUCUGGUGGUUGUUCCCACCAGUGUCAUGCUCAAUUGGGAAAUGGAGUUCAAGAAAUGGUGCCCGGGGUUCAAGAUCAUGACUUACUACGGAAAUCAAGAGGAGCGGAAGUUGAAGCGAAAGGGCUGGACCGAUGACAAUACCUGGAACGUGCUCAUCACUUCCUACCAGCUUGUUCUCCAGGAUCAACAGUCUCUUAAGAGGAAAGACUGGCAUUACAUGAUUCUUGACGAAGCGCAUAAUAUCAAGAACUUCCGUUCGCAGAGAUGGCAGGCUCUUCUCACAUUCAAGACCCGGGCUAGGUUGCUUCUGACAGGUACACCGCUUCAGAACAACUUGACUGAAUUGUGGUCUCUGCUGUUCUUCCUGAUGCCCUCCGAUGGCCCUGGCACUGGGGUCGAAGGAUUUGCCGAUUUGAAGGACUUCUCCGAGUGGUUUCGGCGACCAGUGGAGCAGAUCCUCGAGCAUGGAAGAGAGACAAUGGACGACGAGGCUAAGAAGGUGGUCACCAAGCUUCACACUGUUCUCCGUCCCUACCUUCUCCGUCGAUUAAAGGCCGACGUUGAGAAACAGAUGCCCGGCAAGUACGAGCAUGUCGUUUACUGUCGACUUUCCAAGCGUCAGCGCUUCCUAUACGACGGGUUCAUGUCGAUGGCCCAGACAAAGGAGACGCUUGCCUCUGGCAACUUCCUCUCUAUCAUCCACUGUCUCAUGCAGCUCCGUAAGGUCUGCAACCACCCCGAUCUCUUCGAAACGAGACCAAUCUCCACCUCCUUCGCAAUGCCCCGGUCUGUGGCUCUUGAUUACAGAGUCAAGGAGAGCCUUGUCCGACGUCGGCUGCUGUUUGACCAUCCUCUCACCAAAGUUGACCUGGAUUUCCUCAAUCUAGCGCCAAUAUCCAGGGAGGAUAUUUCUCGACGACUCGCCGACGACGGUAUCCGCCUAAUGGCCUUUGGACCGUUCAAAGCCCUCCGUGAGCGUCAAUACCAGCGAACCAACUGGAAGAUGGAAUUUGACGGAUCCAGCAUGGAAAACAUUCUCGAGUCCCUGGAGAACUCUGCCCGGAAAAGGAGAAUGGCCGAGUUGGAACGAUGUCUUUACUUCGAGUCCAAGCGCCACGGUCGCCGCCCUGUAUAUGGUAGCAGCUUGAUCGAGUUCUUGAGAGCCGGCACAAAGGAACACGCUCUUGCCAACGCCCCCUGA